AUGGGAGACAGUGUCUCUUCUCGAGUAAAGACCCGAUUGAAGGAAAUAUGGAGGGCUAUGAAGAGGACCAAAACUCUAGAAUCUUCCAGUCUCGAGACUCCUCUUCGUCGUUGCCUCAAUGUCUUCGAUCUGACCCUCCUUGGCUUGGGAAAUAUGACUGGAUCGGGAAUCUAUGUUCUGACUGGAACUGUUAUUCGUGACAAAUCGGGUCCUUCUAUUUUUCUUUCGUAUCUUCUUGCAGGCAUCACUGCCUUUUUGAAUGCUCUUUGUUAUGCCGAACUGGGAUCUCGUAUUCCUAAA
Messenger RNA from Rodentolepis nana, 300 nucleotides. The record is from the annotation of a GenBank genome assembly. Lineage: Eukaryota; Metazoa; Platyhelminthes; Cestoda; Cyclophyllidea; Hymenolepididae.